Molecule: messenger RNA, 595 nt
Organism: Morus notabilis
Lineage: Eukaryota; Viridiplantae; Streptophyta; Magnoliopsida; Rosales; Moraceae
Product: MYB-like transcription factor ETC1
Exons: 3
Coding region: 116-355 (79 amino acids)
Biological process (GO): cell differentiation
Cellular component (GO): nucleus
Molecular function (GO): transcription cis-regulatory region binding
Source: RefSeq, a predicted model, not a curated record
UGUCUAGCAUAUUUUCCACAUAUAAACCUUAAGAGUCUAUAAAAACUUUCUUUUUUUUUUUUUUUCAAAUUCCCUUGAAGAAUUCUCCUCUGAUCUUUCAGACUGCACGUUGUCAAUGGAGACUAUUAGAGACUGCCGCCGCCGCCACCAGAAACUCGCCAAAGCCGCCGGUUUCGAAUCCGAUACAGAGGUAAGUAGUGCUGAGUGGGGAUCCAUAAGCUUGACAAAAGAAGAAGAAGAUCUCGUCCAUAGAAUGUUUAGACUCGUCGGAGAAAGGUGGGACUUAAUAGCCGGCAGGAUCCCCGGCAGAACAGCAGAAGAAAUAGAGAGGUUUUGGAUACAGCAGAGGAAAUAGAGAGGUUCUGGAUAAUGAGACACCAUGAUAUGCUUGCCGAGAGAAGAAGAAAGCAGAUAUAUUAAUAUAGAAUUCUGAAGUUUAUGGUCAUCCAAAUUUUAAUUGGCUUUAGAUUAGAUAAAUUGUUUCUUUCUUGAAAUUGCGAAAAAAUGAAGAGGAUUGACCUAUUAAUAGUACAUAACCUUUCCAAUUAGUAUUAGAUUUCUUUCUCUCUUUCUCUUUUUCUUUCUUUCUUUCAAU